AGAAGAGGAAAAUAAAAGGCUCUGAGCUCUUCUCCUCCUCCUCCUCCUCCUCCUCAGUCCGCCUCUCGGAAACCCUAACCUAUCCCUAACCCCUGAGAUACAGAUGGCGACCGAGCAUGAAGACCAAGAAUACGAUGACUUCGAAGGAGAGGAGGUCCCCGACGCUCCCGAGAACAUGGACGGCGACGGAGACAGGGCCCCGGACGAUUACUACGAAGAGUAUCCUGAUUCAACCUCUAAUGACAAUUCCAACCCCAACUCCAGUUCCAAGGACUUGGAGUACAUGAAGAAAAGGAUCAAGGAGAUCGAAGAAGAAGCUGGUGCUCUCCGCGAGAUGCAGGCGAAAGUCGAGAAGGAGAUGGAGGCUGCUCCAGAAGAUUCCUCAAGUACUUCUGCAACUCAAGCUGAAAAGGAGGAAGUUGAUUCUCGCUCAAUAUAUGUUGGCAAUGUAGACUAUGGUUGUACUCCUGAAGAAGUUCAACAGCACUUCCAAUCCUGCGGAACAGUAAACCGAGUUACUAUUCUGACUGACAAGUUUGGGCAACCAAAAGGGUUCGCUUAUGUUGAGUUUGUUGAGAUUGAAGCUGUUCAGAAUGCUCUAUUAUUAAAUGAAUCUGAAUUGCAUGGUCGUCAGUUGAAGGUCUCUGCUAAGAGAACAAACAUUCCUGGAAUGAAACAAUACCGAGGGAGGGGACCUUCUCGAUCUCGGAGACCCUACAUGCCUGGUGCCCCCCUCUUCCCUCCACCUUAUGGAUAUGGGCGGGUCCCGAGGUUCAGGCGGCCUAUGCGGUUUAGACCCUAUUAGUGUGAACCAAUGCUUGCUGUCACUGUAUCAGAUGGCCGCUCUCAUAGGAAGGCCAUUUAGUUAUUUUGGAGUGGUAAGGGCCGACGCACCCUCUAGCUGUUCUUGUUUGAAAUCUGGAGGGGGAAAUGUCAUGAAGAUGAACAGCAGAAAUUCUUUUUAUUCCAGAGAUGAAAUUCUUGUAGCUUAUAAAUACACUACAGCAAGUGCCAGUUUACUUGCUUUUGGCCAGGUGACAGGAAAGGGAUACUUGGUGGGGGGGGGGGGGGGGGGGGGGGGGGGGGGGGGGCAAUGUUGUAACAUAAACGGCUUCAUCGGCAAGGGCAAUUUCUGCUUCCCCCCCUCCCCCUCUCUUGGUCCAGCGAAAUUAUUUUACUCAUAAUCGUCCAGUGCUCCAUCUAGUCUUUAAGGUUGGCAUCUGACUGAAGUCUGCAAAUGGUCAGCAUCAAUGAGUUGGUGUGUAUAAGAUUUCCUUGCUCCAAUUUGGAUGGCCUGAGCGUCAAGGAAGAAACCAUCUACUAAUUAUCUGCAGGCCGACUCAUUCAAAUAAUGAACCCCUCCCUCGGUAUAUUUUAAUAA
This is a messenger RNA of Punica granatum (pomegranate), 1381 nucleotides long. NCBI's taxonomy places the organism in Eukaryota, Viridiplantae, Streptophyta, Magnoliopsida, Myrtales, Lythraceae. The record is from RefSeq and is a predicted model, not a curated record.